AAAAUAGUUGGAGAUGGGCCAUUGAGAAUGUUAUAGGCACAAGGCUAUUAACGUAAGUCAGCCGAGGUGCAGAUGAAAUCGGAGUGAGACUUUCGACGGCUUCCCCAGCGGCAACAGCAACAGCUACAACAGCCUCUUCUUAGUUCUGCUUGCAUAUUCUCUGUUUCAUCUCUAUAGUUUGGUUAAGUACCCAUUUAGUUAAGAGCCAUGGACCCAGCUGAGCGCAGGUAUUUGGAGGAUGAAGAUUCACCAGUUGUGAAAACAAUGAAAGGUGCUACUACAGGUUUUGUCACUGGAACUAUUUUUGGAACCAUUGUUGCUACUUGGUAUGAUGUGCCUCGUGUCGAAAGAAGUGUUGCUCUCCCUGGGCUGAUUAGGACCUUGAAGAUGAUGGGUAACUAUGGGGCCACAUUUGCCGCCAUUGGGGGAGUUUACAUUGGUGUUGAGCAGCUCAUGCAGAACUAUAGGAAAAAGAGAGACUUUGUCAAUGGAGCUGUUGGUGGUUUUGUUGCUGGGUCAACUAUUCUUGGUUACAGAGGAAGAAGCAUCUCAACAGCAAUUUCUGCUGGAGCAGCAUUGGCAGUCACAUCUGCUGCUAUUGAUGCUGGAGGUCAGACCACAAGAAUUGACAACGGCAAGGAGUACUACCCAUAUACCACCAAGAAACGAUCUGCAGUUGACUCGUAAUCUAUGGAGGCUGCUGUUGAAGAGGACAUAUUGUCAUUUAAUGGGAGAGAAUGAGUUGCUGUAUUAAAGUAGCUGAAUUUUCAGAGAUGUAAUCAUACUCACUUUUUCUCUCUUUCUAUGCUUUUGGAAUUUAGAGCUCGAGUGUAUGUGUUAAUUUUGAAUAAAUUCUCUUCAUCAUUGCAUACUAAUAAUGUGCGAUAGCUUGAAAUGAGAAAGGUCGAAACAUUUUGAUUGAGAGAACUUAAUUAGCAGUAGAAAAAGGUAUCUUAUAAGUAAUAUGUUUGUUGAACAAAUUCUGGAUAUUUGACUAACAACUCAUUCUCUACA
Molecule: messenger RNA, 1014 nt
Organism: Cannabis sativa
Lineage: Eukaryota; Viridiplantae; Streptophyta; Magnoliopsida; Rosales; Cannabaceae
Product: outer envelope pore protein 16-3, chloroplastic/mitochondrial
Exons: 3
Coding region: 208-687 (159 amino acids)
Biological process (GO): protein insertion into mitochondrial inner membrane
Cellular component (GO): TIM22 mitochondrial import inner membrane insertion complex
Molecular function (GO): transmembrane protein transporter activity
Source: RefSeq, a predicted model, not a curated record